This is a messenger RNA of Mesoplodon densirostris (Blainville's beaked whale), 6668 nucleotides long. RefSeq names its product zinc finger protein 79 (gene ZNF79). The coding region runs from base 341 to 1840 and encodes 499 amino acids. Gene Ontology annotation, biological process: regulation of DNA-templated transcription. Lineage: Eukaryota; Metazoa; Chordata; Mammalia; Artiodactyla; Ziphiidae. The record is from RefSeq and is a predicted model, not a curated record. The transcript has 5 exons.
UUGGAGCGAGAGGCGGGUUUGGGGUCGCAGUUUCUGAGCUCGUGCCGGAGGCGGGAGCCGGGAGCUUUCUCGCGUAGGUGGCAGCGGCUUUUUCACGUGGUGUUCUGCCUGAGACCGAGGCAGGUGCGCCACGGGCUCCCCAGCCGAGGCCUGGCUGUGGCUGGGGAGACAGUGAAAGACCCGGCUGGACAGGCCGGACCGGGCUCAGCACCGCAGGCUCAGACCCAGCCUUUAAGGGGAGAGGCCUGAGAGAAGAGCCCAGAGCGGGGCUGGGGCUUCAGUGAAGCGACGCUGACGCUCAGAAAACUGCUGGGAGGUGGUGGCGCGAGGUGGGACCCAAAUGCUGGAGGAAGGAGAGCCACCUUCUCCAGAUCCUGCCCUUCCACAAGACGAAGGCACAGAAGAGGAAGGAAUGGCAGAUGGUCUCCUCACAGCUGGGCCCCAAGGAUCCACACCUUUCAACAGUGUGACCGUAGCUUUUACCCAGAAGGGAUGGAGGCAGUUGGCCCCUACUCCGAGGGACAGGUUCAAGGAAGGGAUGCCAGAAAAGUCCAGAAACCUGGUCCUACUGGGACUUCCAGUCUCCCAGCCUGGUAUGAACUCCCAGUUGGAACAAAGGGAAGGUUCAUGGAUGCUGGAGAGAGAAAGCCUAAGGAGUACCUGUCCAGAUUGGAAGAUUGUAUCUGAAUCACCACCUGAACAAGACAUUUCUGAAGAACCAUUCCAAGACCCAAGUGUAGAGAUGCCCUCUGGGGAUUCAGAUCACAGAAACAGUGAACUGGGGAAGAGUUUCAAUCUGAGACCAGUUCUUUCUCCACAGCAGAGAGUUCCUACGGAAGGGAGACCCCGUAAAUGUGAAACGCACACAGAGAGCUUCAGGAAGAAUUCAGAUAUAAUUAAACCUCACAGAGCGAAGCCAUACAUAUGUAAUGAAUGUGGCAAAGCCUUCAGUUACUGUUCUUCCCUUUCUCAGCACCAGAAGAGCCACACUGGGGAGAAGCCAUAUGAGUGCAGUGAAUGCAGGAAGGCCUUCAGCCAGAGCUCAUCUCUUAUUCAGCACCAGAGGAUUCACACCGGAGAGAAACCUUAUAAAUGUAGUGAAUGUGGAAGAGCCUUCAGCCAGAAUGCAAACCUUACAAAACACCAGCGAACUCAUACCGGAGAAAAGCCCUACAAAUGUAGCGAGUGUGAGAAAGCCUUCAGUGACUGUUCAGCCCUUGUUCAGCAUCAGAGAAUUCACACUGGAGAGAAGCCUUACGAAUGCAGUGACUGUGGGAAGGCCUUCCGCCACAGUGCAAAUCUUACAAACCACCAGAGGACUCAUACAGGGGAGAAGCCCUACAAGUGCAGCGAAUGUGGGAAAGCCUUCAGCUACUGUGCGGCAUUUAUUCAGCACCAGAGAAUCCAUACAGGGGAGAAACCCUACAAAUGUAAUGCAUGUGGGAAGGCCUUCAGCCAGAGUGCAAACCUCACAAACCACCAGAGGACUCACACUGGAGAGAAACCCUACAAGUGCAAUGAGUGCGGGAAGGCCUUCAGCCAAAGCACAAACCUUAUAAUCCACCAAAAGACCCACACUGGGGAGAAGCCUUAUAAAUGUAAUGAAUGUGGGAAGUUCUUCAGUGAGAGCUCAGCCCUUAUUCGACAUCAUAUAAUUCACACAGGAGAAAAACCCUAUGAGUGCAAUGAGUGUGGAAAGGCAUUUAACCAGAGCUCAUCCCUUAGUCAACAUCAGAAAAUUCACACUGGUGUGAAACCUUACGAAUGUAGUGAGUGUGGGAAGGCCUUCAGGUGUAGUUCAGCUUUCAUUAGACAUCAGAGACUCCAUGCUGGAGAGUAACUGGGAACAUAACCAAAGUGGAUGGGGACCUGACAGGUAAUCUGAAGGCAUCUGGGGACAUCUGACUUUAAGUCUAGCCCAGAGCCACAUGCAAAAGCACCUUUAAUAAAUAGUCACUAUUUUACAUGUUGCAUCUGGAAGGUCUCAGGUGCUCUUCUUUCUCAACAUCUUCUUAGACAACCCAACUCCAAUUCAGUUUUAAAGACUUACCUUUAAUUCAGUGGUAAAAGCACUCCAGAAACGUUGAUUUAUAAAGAAUGAGUGAAAGACCUGGUUCCUACUUAAAAGGCCAGGUAUUUGGCAGUGGUCUGGUUGUAGUAGUCUCUGCUUGAAUGAGGGCUGUUGCAACAGGAGAAUCAAUGUUAGCCAGGAACGAGUAUUUCCCAUAGUGAAGCCACUGAGGUUUAAGAUUUGGGGGAGUGAAUUCAAGUGAGGAAGGGGAUUCUAUAGCCAGCUGUUACUAGAAUGGGGCUGGGGGAGGGAUGCUGAAUCUAGACACAGCUGCACACAACCUGCACUUUGAGCUGCUCAAAUGCUCUAUUCUAGUUACUGCUGUCAAGAAAAGACCGAGGAAGGAUAGUGAGGUUGAGGGUGCAGGAAGAAGCUAACGAAAUCCCUCAGCAAGGCACAUACCUUUAAACGGAGUUCUUAAGGGAGGGAAGGCUAACAAAACUGGGGCAACAUGACGGCAGCCAUGCUUUCCCUGGCUCAGAGGCAGGUGAGUCAUUUUUUACUUUCCCCUCUUGCUGACAGAGUAUCUUUUAAAUCAAGCUCUUUAGCCUGUUGGCCUGCUUCCUUUCUCCCUUGCACCCAAAUGGUGUAGAUCUCAUCUCAGCACUUAUAAACUGCUGUGAGCUUACUUGGUUUUUGGUUAGGUAAGCCUGAUUUGAGACUCCCCAUUACUGGUCUACUGUAAGGUAAGCUGUUUGUACCCUCAGCCAUCACCCAAGGCCUCUAGCUUUGUUUCCUUGCCGACUUGCCCCGUGUCCUGGAAUGUUCCUCACUCCAGCGGAUCUCGGGCAGUCCUUUCCACUAAAGCAGUUUUCCACCCCUGCUUGCACCUGUGACUAAAAACCACCUAAACCACCAUGACCAAGUGGGACAGCCAAGUGACCAAUGGCAGGGAAACAAAGUUCUUGGUGCCGGUCAUUCCCAACUCCCUUUAGGCUAGUGCCCAGAAGCCCCUUCCAGGUGGUACUUCAGGCUGCUCGAGUAGCUUUGUCUCAGUGUCCAGGUGUUUGAGGUUCAUUCAUUGCAUAUCAAAUAAGGUGAAAGUGAGUGAUGAGCUCUAGAAACUCAAAAGGAACAGAACUAAGGAAAAGACAAGGGAGAGGCUUAGGAAAGAUGAAAGCAUUCAUUAGAAAAUAGUCUGUGACUGGUUUAAAGCAAACCAGGGUAGGGCUAGGAGCUGCUAACUACAGAAGAGGACUUCAGGUUCUUUGGUUGUCCCAUCAGUGGUUCUGAACCACAGCUGUACACUGGAAUGGAGAGCAAAGCCUUGAAUCAUGGGCCCUGGGCCCAGAACCCACCAAAUGAUUAAACUGGUUUGGGAUGAAGAGCUCCUUCCCUAAGUAUUUAUUAUGUUUAACUCCCCAAGUUUUCUUUCUGACCAAGAACUUUUUCUUGAGGAGCUCCAUGAAUGUGUCUCCAAAAGCAGACUUCCUUUCUAGGUAUUUUCUGAGCUAGUCCCAUACAGGACAGAAAUGUGUUGUCCACAGAUUGCUGCUCCAUCCCCAGAUUCUGUCACCCUGGCCUCAAUGACCACCAUUUGACCACAAAGCCUAGGCUCCCCCAAGGAAGAGGCCACAUCAGAAAGUCCACUGGUUGUCAAAUAACCCUUUAUUAUUUUUCUUGCAGUUCUUAACUCUGUGGAAAAGAAAAAAAAAACACUCAGUAAUAAGACAAAAAAACCUUAUCUCCCAGCCCCACUAUUGAGCACUUCUAGAAUUUUCCACCUUUUCCCCAAGGAUACAUUAGUUAGCUUCCCCUCCAGUUUUCACCCUAAUUUUAAGCAAAGCAAUGCAUAAGUCACUUACAGCUGGACAUUCCACUGCACCACUGUUGAUGUCUUCUAUGAUGUCGUGAGGGUGGCGGCCAUCAACAUUGCAGCCCACAGACUGGGCGGUCCCCAGGAUCUCUUUAAUGGUUCCUAUAAUUAAGAAAAAGUGGAAUCAGAGGGACUGUCAUCCCUCACAAUCCUCAGAUACCAGUGGGGAAAUACAGGCAAGGAGAGGAAUAACUAUUUUAUGGAAUACAGGAAUAAUCAUCACUGCUCCCCUAAUCAAAAAUUCAUAGCUCCAUAUAUUUAAAAGCUCCGAAUGCAAAAAUGUCCACAGGUCCUAUGAUACCAGAUUCUUUCAAACCCAGAAAGACACCACACCACAAUUUCAGGUCUUACAAAAUAAAGUCUCCUCUAAGUGGGAAAAUGCCACCAAGUGAAUACAUCUUGCUUGACAAUUAGGUGGCCCCAUACUGUUCCCUUCUUACCAGAGAGUUCUCUAGCUAAAGAUCGAUGCCGCAUCUGUCGGGCAAUGCUGACAAUCUCAUCAAAAGUGAUGUUUCCACUGUGCUUAACUGCAGAAAAUAAAAAACAGCAAAAGCUUUGUUACCACCUGAGGCCAGAGCAGACCAGUCAGUCUUCCCUCACCCAUUUCUAACCUGUUCCCAUGCUUUCGGCACAGAGUCAUCCACAUGAAGAACAACCCUGUUUCCUAAGCUGGGGUUUAGUAUCAGCUCACCACUGGAUUGCACCAGCCAACAGAAAACUGGUCAGGUGCAGUGGCGGGUGGCUAGGGACAAAAUCAAGUCUUUGCUAACCUUAUGUGGAAGGGACUGUUUUGCAGAGGAGAAAAAACAUGCUGAAGUGACUGAGGUUGAUUAAAGCUGUCCAUAGGGUCUGUCAUCCAGCUAGGAAGCUGCUCUUUCUUGAUUACUGGUUAUCUUUCUCAAGUUUCUUCACCCUGCCUGAACAUGUCCCUCCUGCAAGCGUUGAGUGGGAUCUGUUCCACACCAGGGACUGGGGAGAGCCACAUGGCACUUCUUGUGUAUCAAACACUGGGCACACAGUACCACUCACAUACUACCAGGGAAAAAGCCACUCACUGUUUUUCUGCUUCUUUCUGUCUCUUGGCGGUUCCUUGAGGGCUUUGAUGAUCAGGGCAGAGGCAGAAGGUACCACCUCAAUCUGCGGAAGAGAUUCUCAAUGGGAAUAACAUACCCUACCCCACCCUCCAAUGAGAACCACCCAUACUACCGUGCACCUUGGCUCUCAGAAUCCAUGGGCCAGAUGCCACAUUUACUGUACAUUCAGGUUAAUUUUCAUAACCUGAAACACGUCCUACCCCAGCAAACAUAAGUGAUUUACCCAGUGUCUCAAAAGUGAGAAGAGUUAAUAUCUGACCCGUGCUCUCAAAAGCUUUCCCCACAGAUAAAAUUGCUCUUACCUCACCACUGGUGGCAGGUGACCAUGUCAGCAAAAAACCUUCCUCCCAGGAAUCCCUACCUCUGCCCUCCCUCAAACCAAGUACCUGGGCCUGUCGGUUCUGAAUGGUCAGUUUCACUGUAAUCCUCAGACCCUUCCAAUCACCAGUUGCCUUGGCGAUGUCAUCACCAACUUUUUUUGGAGACUGCAGAAAUAAAAGGUAUAUAAUCACACCAUGCCCUACAUCGAAGCAGUCUGAAAAUCUGCCCAGUCCUCCUCACUUGGCAGCACAAGCAAGCUGUUUGAAACACGUUCAACUUUGCCUGCCCAAUCAAGGCAUGGCUAUCACCAGACUAAACUGGAAAACCGAGGCUGCAGGUUUAGUUGGUCCAGGGCUGUGAACUGCGGGUUCAAGGCCACAAUGGGACCAGGGCCCUUAUCUACCUACCCUCUCCUAAGGACCUAUGUGGUUCUUUUCAACUCUCUUACACUUGAAUCACCGGGGGCCUCUUUAAAGACACCAGGUCCUUGUGUCUGACCAACCCUAGUCAAUCUGUGGGGAUGAGGUCUGGGCAUUUGCCCCUUUACAGUUCCCUGAACAGGAGAGAUGUCCAGUGAGUGCCAGCUGAGCUAAGGGCCAAGGGUAAUGAGGACACUGCUUAAGCAAAACCAUGGUGGGAGAGCUUUUCAGACAGGAGACCACUGCUCAAGGAAUAAAGGCCUGAUUAUAUUCAAGAAAAAGGAAGUUCAGUAAAGAGUAUAAAAUGGAGGAAAAAGCAGGUAAAUAAGUCUGAUCCUAGGUAAAGCUAAUCACAUUAAUCAGUAGGUUCAGAGCAGAGUUGUUAAUACAAGCUACUGUAACAUUCACCGAGAUCCUCAUGUCACACCCCAUUUUAUCUUCCCAGCAGCCAUAUGCCCAUCUCCCUAGGAAACAGGCUAAGUAGGCUAUGCGGUGUCACUAAGCCACUCCUAACUUCAAAAACCUCCUCUAUCCCGUCUCUCGGGGACACUAAGAGCAGCAGCUAAGAGGCACUGGAAAGUUACAGGUUCAAGGUACCAGGUUCCAUCUUUACCUACAACCUUUCUGUGACGGCUAGUGCCAGUUCAGGCCUAGCCGGGGAUGGCAAUCGCUCACUGUCAGGGGCACCUCAGACACAAUCGUGUUCGCACAAGCCAGAGUCGAACUCUGCUCUCCGCAUACAAAAAGCGCCCCUCCACAAGGAUGACUUACCAGACCCAGGGGGCCGAUCUUGGGGGCCAGGGCAGACGUGGCACCGACUUCGCCACCGGUGCACCUCAGGUACACUGGGAGAAGGAAAGGAUCAGUACCUCCGCAAGGGGAGCCCCCAGGUCACAGCCCUCCCAACGCAUCUUUCCGGGCCUGGCCACACCACCUUCUGCCUCUUC